AUGAAAGAGGCCUAUGAUGAUGUCAAAACUAAACAUCAUCAAAUCAGAAGUGCAGCAAAAAUUCAUAACAUUCCAGAAUCAACUCUAAGGUACAGACUUAAACAUCCAGAAGGGACAGAUGUCAAAAAAGGCGGCCCUAUAAUUUUCACUAGAAAGCAGGAAGAACUUCUUGCAGAUCACUGCAUUGGAAUGGCCCAUUUAGGCUAUGGAUUUACCAGAUGGCAAAUUAUUGAGAUGGCAAAGAAUAUGUGUGAGGUUGUUGGGAAGGAAAAUAUUGAGCCCUCAAAGCAUUGGUUUUAUGGUUUUCUGGGGCGUUUUCCCGAGUUGUCGAUGGUGAAGCCAAAGAAAAAAGAAGUUGCAAGGGACAAGGCAGUGACAAGUGAUAUGCUGUGCACAUAUUUUGCUGAGCUGAAGUUGAUCCUAGACAAAUAUCAGAUAAUGAACAAAGCAGAGCAAAUCUGGAACGUUGAUGAGUCUGGGAUAUCUUUAGACCACACUCCACCUAAAGUCCUAGCAAGAGCUGGAACAAAUCCAUAUGCUGUUACUCAAGGCGAAUCGGCGAAUACGACCCUGAUAGCUGCUGGAAGUGCCAUUGGUGAGACGAUACCACCGUAUAUCAUUUUUAAAGGAGAACGUCUGUCAAAAGAAAUGAGAUCGAGUGGCAUUCAGGGUACUAAAUAUCGUGUUUCUCCCACUGGAUGGUCAAAUUCUGUGUUAUUUUUUUAUUUUUUCAAGAACCACUUCUUGAAACAUGUUACAAUACGGCCUUGUAUUCUUCUUUACGAUGGACAUUCCACACAUAUCAAUAUUGAUGUCAUUGAGGCAGCAAGAGAGGAGGAUGUGCACCUAUUUGUACUCCCUCCACACAGCAGUCACUGUUUGCAGCCACUGGAUGUUGCUGGUUUUAGCCCUCCAAAAUGUAGCCUUAAUGCACAGAUUCAUAAAUUCUUACACAGUAAUCCAAAUUCUAUCAUAACCCCAAAGGAUUUGCCCAGUUUAAUUAGCACUGCGUACAAAAGUGCAUUGACUGUGAGCACCAUAAUGUCGGGUUUUAGAAAGACUGGGAUAUUUCCAUUCAAUCCAUCUGCCCCAUCAGUUGAACCACCUGUUAUCACCAAACAGACAGAGAGCAAAAACAUAAACAGAACAGAAAGGCAAGAUAACAGAAAUGUCAAAAUUUUGUUUCAGGAAAAGUCAUCUGAAUACAGCACGAGGUUGUCAGAGAAAGGAGAAACUAAAAAGAAAAGAAAGGCGUUUGUACCACCUUAUGGAUGUGCGAUUACUGAGGAUGAAUCCUAUCAAAACAAGAAAGAGAUGUGGAAAUGA
Molecule: messenger RNA, 1326 nt
Organism: Pecten maximus
Lineage: Eukaryota; Metazoa; Mollusca; Bivalvia; Pectinida; Pectinidae
Exons: 1
Coding region: 1-1326 (441 amino acids)
Cellular component (GO): nucleus
Molecular function (GO): DNA binding
Source: RefSeq, a predicted model, not a curated record